Messenger RNA from Tremella mesenterica DSM 1558, 993 nucleotides. RefSeq lists its product as uncharacterized. The annotation marks the transcript as partial. Gene Ontology annotation, molecular function: protein binding. NCBI's taxonomy places the organism in Eukaryota, Fungi, Basidiomycota, Tremellomycetes, Tremellales, Tremellaceae. The transcript has 5 exons. The record is from RefSeq and is a predicted model, not a curated record.
GUAUUAGAAAAAGCUCAUUCACUUUUGGCUCAAUCAAAUUUCGAAGUAGCUAUCAAGACUUUGAAAAAGGUGAUACAACUUCAACCUGAUAAUCUUGAAGGUAGAGAAUUGUUGGGGGUUGCAGAGUUGGAAGGUGGUGAUGAGGAUGUUGGGAGAGAGCACCUUCUAUCCCUUUUCCCUCCCCAUACCCCCAACCCACCUCAAACACCCUCACCUUAUCUUUACCUCGCUCAAAGUGCCGAAAACCCACAUGAAGCUUUAGGAUAUUAUUCCACAGCAGCAGCGAUGAUAGAGAAUGAUUUAAAAAGAGGUAAAUCGUCUAAAGAAGAAGAAGUUGAGAAGCGAGGAAUGGCCGUCACGGCUUUAGUGGCUAUGAUAGAGAUUUGGAUGUCAGAUUUAUGCUUCGAAGAUGCCGCCGAAACCAAUUGCGAUGCUCUUAUCUCCCGAGCAAUCUCCAUAUCACCUAAUGACCCAGAAGUCAGAUUAUCUCUAGCUUCUAUCCGGAUGUCUCAGCAAAGGACAGAAGAGGCUGAAACUGUCGUUAUGGGUUUAUACGAUGAGAUUAAAGAGAAGCAACCAUUCGACGAAUCUUUACCAGCUCUUCCCGUCCGACUUAACCUCACACGUCAAUUACUCGAACAUCAUCUCCAUCUCCCCGCUCUUGAUAUAGUUCAAACUAUCCGAGAAGAAGAUUCACUCAAUGUAGAAGGUGCUUAUCUAGAAGGAUGGGCUUUGUAUCUCCGUGGGGAGGCACUUUCUUCUAAUGGGCUAAAGGGAAACGAAGAGGUGUGGUCCACCCCGGAAGAAUGUUUCUCAGAGGCGAUGAGAAGUUUAAUGGAGUGUGCAAAGCUUUAUGAAGAGCAGGAAUAUUCAGAUGAGGGAAUAGGAUCUCAUGUAGCGGAAUUAUUAGAGGGAUUGGAUAAGAAAGGUGUGAAACCUGCAGAGGAAGAAUGGGAGGAUGAGGAUGACGCUGAGGAUGUUGAGAUGGUUUAA